Molecule: messenger RNA, 4285 nt
Organism: Clunio marinus
Lineage: Eukaryota; Metazoa; Arthropoda; Insecta; Diptera; Chironomidae
Source: the annotation of a GenBank genome assembly
AAGACUUAAGGUGUGCAAGAAAAAAGUGGAAAAGAAAAAGAAAGAAGAAAUCAAGUGAAGGAAAAUUAUUUUCUUAUAAAAGUUGAGAUCAAAGAAGAAAAACUUUUAGAAAACAAUUAUCAAUUAAAAGCAAAAAAGAAAGAUAGAAGAAAGUUCUUAGAGAUUAAGUGACAAUAGAGAAAUUCUUUCUCAUUGAAAAGACGAGUAAAAUCUAAAGUCAAAAACUAGAACGAAUCGAAAAACCAGUAGCGAAUAACGUUUUAAGAUGAAUUGGAAACUUUUGUUAAUUGCUGUUUCGCUGAUAGCAGGAAUAUCAGCGAGACCUGCUGACGACUCAAAAUCUGAAACAUCAACUGUUAAUAUGACACCUGAAGCAUCAACUCUUGUUACAGAAAAAAUAACGACAACAACACCAUUAGCUGAAAGUACAACAAAAAGACAACCAAAACUUCCAGAAGUAGUAACAACGACAGCAACACCCUCGACAAAAGCUGCAAAGACUGAAGAAGUUUCAACUGUCAGACCUAAAAAAGAAAAUGAGAAAAUUGAAGAGAAACGUGAUGCGAAAGCUCCAUCAAUCGAUGAAAAUCGUGAGCUUAAAGCUUCAAGUAAAAUUCAGUUGACAUCGGGAAAUGUUAAAAGUGAGAUGACAGUUAAGGAACCUUCAUUCCGUCAAGGAGUUGCAGUUCCUAUGACGUUGGAAGAUUAUGAGAAGGAAAUCGCAAGAGAAAAAGAAUUAUUGAAUAAAGCAAAGAAGAAGAUGUCGAUGGAGUCAUCAACACCAAAAGAUGGAAUUAGCACAUGGAUUUUAUUAAGUGGAAGUCAUCCAACAACACGGCCGGAAAUGAAACCAGCUUUCCGCAUUGAUAACUCUGAGAAGAAGCCUGCAAAAAAUAUCACAAUGACAACAAAGAAACGGAAUCCAACUACAGCAACAACGAAGCUUCCUAAAGCGACUCCAAAGUAUAACAAACCCUUGAACAAGCCGAUCACUCGUGUUAAAGUCACAACAAAUGGAUCGAUGAAUGAAACUGACAUUGAAGUUACCACAAAAGCUACUCCGACAACAAAGAAAAUUCAAUUGACAACUAAAGCUAAGAAAUAUACAACACUUCGUCCAAAAACUCCCACUAAAACAACGACAACAACUCAAGCAACAACAACGACGACAACUGAAGCUGUUGAAGUUGUUGAUGAUGAUACUGAAGAAGUUGCGCCAGCACCAAUUGUAGAAAAACCAACAUUCUUGAUCAUGGAACCUAAAGAUGCUGAUUUCAAUCUUCCAGAUGAUCGUUCACCAGCAAAGAAUGCUUCACCAAAAAAACCAUCAAAAGAUUCAGCAAAUAAGAAUAAGAAAAAGAAGAAGAUUCCUGUGAGUGGCGCAAACAACACAAGAAUUAAGAAGAAGUCUGAUAAGAAGAAUACAAAAUUAGCAGCUCCACAAAAACCUUUAACAACACAACUUUAUAAUUAUUUAGCACGUGAAGUCAUGCCGACAGUUGGUGUUGGAUUAGUCGGACUUGUUGUGACUGCUGGUCUUGCAACUUAUUUCUUAGGAGGUCCUUUAACAGCUUUAAGACGUUCUUAUGAUGUUUCAAAUCGACGUGAUGAUGUUGCAUUUGAUCGUUCUGAUGACUUUGGAAACAGUCAAGCUGAAGAAGAAAUGUUUGGAAAAGUGAUUGCAGGAAUGCCAGAAAAUUCUGCUUAUCGAAAUAACAUCCGUGCUAAUCCUUAUCGUCCAAAGGUUCAACAGUAUUCAGGAUAUUCACAAUACAUGCAGCAAUCACCAAAAUAUGGAGUUCAACAACAUCUGAGAUAUCGAACGAUUGAUCCGUAUCAAAAUUCCUAUCAAACUCAAGCACAAUAUCAACAAUAUUAUCAACAACAAGUCCAAGCACAAGCACAACCGAAAUCAGCAGUUGUUGAAUAUCCAGCUCAACAACAGCAAGUUCAACCGCAACCGACAGUUCAAUCACCACAAUCAACAUCUCAAAUUUCUUCCAAAUUCAAUAUUGACACUGUUGAUAUGACAACACAUGAACCAGAACGUGAAGCUUCUUAUGGAAUGGAAUAUGAUGAUAUUGCCCAAAGUUAUUAUCCACAACAAGAUGAAACGCAAUUGUCUCAAAUGAUUGAACAGCAACAACAACAGCAGAACGUCCAAGAGAAUGAACCUCAAGCACAAGCUGAAUCACAAAGAUCAGAAAAAAUUACAAUUGUUCAAGCUCAAUCUGUACCUUCGAAUCAUCGAAUUGAAGAAGACGAUCAAGAAUUACCAAAACCUGAAGCUUUGACAAUGUCACAUUCAGAAGAACAAUAUCAAAACUCAAUUGCAAAUGCAAUUAUGAAUCAGCAAAAGCAGUUUGUUGUUGGUUCGGUUAUUCCAGAUCAUUAUGAUGAGAGUCCAUCUGGUGUUGUACCAGAACAUGGUCCAAGACGACGAAGACGUCGCGAAGCAAUCAGAAAAGUGGCUAAAAGUUUGGAAGAUAAUGAGAUUGAGAGAGAAGAAGAAGAAAAUAAACGUGAAAGCGACGCGACGACAAUGAAAAGAGAAGAAUCAACAACACACAUUGAUCAUUCAACUCCACAAACAAUCGAAGAAUCUACGACGCAAUAUCCAACCCAAACUUUCAACAUUGAGAAUGGCCACAACAACAUUUUCGAUCUUUUCCGUCGUAUAAUCGAUAUGAAGCUUCGAAUGGGCUUGAAUUUCUUGCAAAAUGCUACAAUUGCUUUCCAACAAUAUUUACGAGGUGUCGAAGAGCGAGUUAAUUCUUCACCGUUGUUUAACCCUUACAAAACGAAUUCUUCAAAUACAGAAAUGAACGAAACGAACAAAAAUCAACAUAAGAAAUAUCUUUAAACUUUUAAUAGUUUUAAUUGUAUCAUGAAGAGAGAAAUUGAAAACUUGAGCUCUGAUAGCAUAACUUUGAAAGCUUUUAAGUUUCUUUUUCAAUUUUAUCUUCUUAAAAUAUCCUUUUUGAUGAAUAGUUAUGUAUCGAAAUAAUUUUUAUGGCACGUUCAUCUUUGGAUGUUUAUCCACAUAAAUGUGACAUAAAAAUUAAAAAAGCUUAAACAAGUUUAUCUCAAGGAUGUUUUGCACUUUAAGUAUCAUUUGAAUCUGCAUUUCUCUGAAGUGUUUGGUUUUAAUAUAUUUAAUUGACUGUUUCUUUAUGAAGUUUUAACAUUAAUGCGUAAGGUAUUGAAAACAUAUUUAAAAGCUGCUUUGAAUUGAUUGGAAUUUUAAUUUUUAAACUUUGAAUAAACAUUUUGAACAUUUUUAAUUUAGGAGACAAGACAAAUCGAUGUUGAUUCUACUCAAUGUCAAGAAUCUUACAUCAAAAACAUCAAACCAGUUUUGUAAUGAAAACAAAAUAAUUUCGACAUUAAAAAAGCUUCAACAUGAAAAAGCUUUUAAAUUUCAAAUCUUUUUAUUUCGAUGAAAAUUUUGCCUCCCAAUGAAAUUACUGAAACCUCCCACGAAUAAAUCUUUAUUUUGAUACUAGAAUAUUAUUUUUUCUACUUUAUUUAUCUUUCUAACAUGUUUUGAUAAAAAAAAGAGUAAAAUAAAAGUAAAUCAUGAAUAAAUUAAGAGACAUAAAAUAAAGUUAAUUUGUAACAAAGAAAUGUAAGAAAUAAAAAUUAAAACAAAAAUACUUUCACUUUUUCCAUUCAAUUAUUUCAUCAUUAUUUGUUGUGAUCAAAUUGUUAUCACGUGUUUAUUAUUGUUUGGAACUUUCAGAUCCUGCAAGUAAUGACGAUAUUUUCUUCCAACAUUGUUGAAGUUUUCACUUUCACCUCGCUUCGUCAUUACCCAAGAACUAUCGGUGCAAGUAAUCCGAGUGAUGCGGGUAAUAAACCAGCACUAACCGCUGCUAACACAGCUGUGCUGUCACCGUCGCCAUUAUUCUGACGCAUUAGCGCGUAAUUUUUUUUGUUCGGCUUUCGCUUUUUCUUUGGUGAAUUUUGUGCAACGGUCGUGACUGAAUUCAGUUCAUUACCGUAUCCCGCUGCUGCAGCACUUUCUUCUACUGUCUGAGUUGAUGGUUCUGUUUCGAUAAGUCCACCAUAGUUAGUAUUUGGUUUGUACAGAUUUAAUUCCAUCUGAUUAGGACUUUUCUUAUUAUAAGUUGAACUUUGGAAAAGUGGAAGAACAUUGAGUUUGACUUGUUGUUGUGUCAUUUUCGUUGGAGCAAUUUGUGAUGGUCGAAGUGAUACAAAAUUGUUAUAUUGAUGAGAACCAGACGAAAUGAUUCCGUUAUCUUCAUUCUUCAUUGUUUCUGUG